Messenger RNA from Fusarium musae, 1593 nucleotides. RefSeq lists its product as uncharacterized. The coding region runs from base 1 to 1593 and encodes 530 amino acids. The record is from RefSeq and is a predicted model, not a curated record. Gene Ontology annotation, molecular function: protein binding. The transcript has a single exon. NCBI's taxonomy places the organism in Eukaryota, Fungi, Ascomycota, Sordariomycetes, Hypocreales, Nectriaceae.
AUGCGAGAUCGUAUUACGAAGGCUGACGAGGUACUCGAGCUUUUCGCAAAGCUCAUUGAGGAUCUCCCCCCUGGCCACGUUCCAAUCCGUCAGUCUACCCUGGGUCGCCUCGGGAAGAAUCUGCCCCUUGAGCAAGCAGUUGAGAUGCUCCAGAUUUUGCAAAAGUCAGGCAUCAAGUUACAUCGAAAUACGCUUUUGCACUUUGCAAGAAACCUUGCGAGUAGCAGUGCAUACAAAUCCAAGGCAUUUGAGCUUCUUCGCGAGAUCGCAGAUAAGGGCCACGAUCUGAACUCGGCUGGGUUCGCGAGCGUUGUCACGACUUUGCUACUUUCUAGGCAAGCGAAAAAUGGAUGGUCCACAUCUGAUGAAAGUUUUCCGCCUCAGCGGGCUCUUGAGUAUUUUCUCGAGCGCGGCUUCUCCCCUAACCUGAUCAACUUCACGUCUCUGGUUGAAUCCCUUUGCUUGCAGGGGGACAUUGCAGAAGCAGUUCGGCUUCCGUUGCUGCUCGCAGAGAACGGCGUUGAGUUGGAUCGACGGUGCUAUACCACUGUUUUCAGAGGCGCAAAGGCCAGCCUUAAAGCAUCCAACGUACAACUUGCACUCGACGUCGCUCGAGCGGCUAAAGCACCAUAUGUUGAUGUGCUAAACAACACACUCCAUUCUAUCUUUUACUUUGCAGAGAUGGAGAGCCGUGAGAAGCAGUAUCCUUCGCCAUGGACCGUUCCCAUCUUUGGGUCCAUGCUUCGCAUCUAUGCCAAGAAAUUCAACCUGGAGCCUCUCCAAUGGCUGCUGCCAGACACUCUGCCCCUGAUUCUCAGCCAGGAAGAUGUGGACGGUAUUGAGAAAUUCAGGUCUGGCCCAAGAAGAGAGUGGGGGUUUAGGACGACCAUUGUUCCUGUUGUGAAUGAGUUUUUCGAGCGCGAGGCCCCCCGACAGAAGCCUAAUGCAGAGACUCUAGCUAUCAUGCUACGUGCAUAUAUCAAGACCCUCUACCGACCUUAUGAUUUAUUGUCGUUUUACAGCUUCUUCAAAUCCCGUCUAGAGGAGCAUGGGGCUGAAAAGAAUUGGGGUCGAGAGCUUGUGGAAGAUCAAGGGAGCGUGGUCCAUGACACAUUGAUCCAGGUCAUGCUCGGGCAAAAGUCUCUACUACGCCCCGCGCUACAGGUUUUCGGUGACAUGCUUCGCGGCACGUUGACUUCCAAGACCAAGGAAGAGGGCAUUGAAGAAACCUCGCCUCCUGAUGGCAUACAGGCUCACCCGGCGCCAAGCCUGUUCACAUUCACUAUCCUCUUGCAUGGUCUUUUGAUGCGAAAAGAGAAAAUGCUAGGGGAGCAAAUGCUCCAGGUCAUGCGGGAGCACAAUCUGGAGCCCAACGACGUAACUUGGAAUACCCUCGUGAAGGGUUAUGCGUCAAUGCAGAAUCUGUCACAGACGGUGGGCACACUACAGGACCUUGAGGCGGCUGGGUACAAGCCUGACGCAUAUACCUUCAAGGCGUUUUCGAGACUGAAGGAUCAGACUCGGGCACUUGAAACGAUGGAAAAGAUUAUUGACGAGAACAAGAAGAGGCUGGAGCAAAACCACUCUCAAUGA